Hydractinia symbiolongicarpus is the source of this 2278-nucleotide messenger RNA. RefSeq lists its product as uncharacterized. Bases 193 to 2013 code for a protein of 606 amino acids. The transcript is spliced from 9 exons. NCBI's taxonomy places the organism in Eukaryota, Metazoa, Cnidaria, Hydrozoa, Anthoathecata, Hydractiniidae. The record is from RefSeq and is a predicted model, not a curated record.
CAAGCAUAAUUUUUGAGAACUUUUUGAUGCACAAACAACCAACCCCUACUGUUUUCAUAUUUUAGUUAUUUAAAACAAGCUUUAAAACAAUUUGAAAACUGCUAAAAUGUGGAAGUUUGUAAACUGUACAAUUUAAGAUGGAAUGCCAUCUCUAUAUAGAUCGCCAAAACAUCCCAAAAUAAAUGAUAAAAAAUGAAGAGCCAAUCAUGCAUAUAUCUAACACUAAUAUACAUCACAGUUGUUUUAUUUACUGAAGCACAAUGCAAAAAUUCCAAACGAGCAGAAAUAGAAUCAGAGUUAUACAAAAACGUUUUACCGUAUGUACAAAUCGUGCAAUAUGAUGCUGCCAAGGCCAAAGAAGAACUUUUUAAGAACACAAAACCACAUUUAAAACACAAAAAUAAAACCAAACUGCUGCAGGAACUUAAUAAGAAGGUUCUCCCAUGGCUUGAUGAAAUUACAAAUAAAGUGAACGCAAUUGCAAAUGGCAAAGCUGGAGAAUUGAGAGCAGAGCUACGGAAAGUACACCAUCACAUCAAAGGUCCAACUGCACUAAACACAUGGCAGGAAGAGCAAGUUGGACAGGAGUUGGCAAGUGCACAAACAAGCAAUGAAGUAAUAAAGCAGGAAGAAGCUGGUCAACUUCUGGAGCCACAGUCCAACAUUCAACAGUUAGAUGACAUAAAUAAAGAAACGCAAUCUGUUCAACUUGAACAUAGCAAAGACACAAAAGAAAUUAGCCAAACUCAGCUUGAAGAGAUUAAUGGGAAAAAACCUGAAGAUCAGAACCAAGAAAUCGAAACUGAAGUGGCACAGCUCACAAACCAAAUAGCAGAUUUUCAAGAAGAAAUCAACUUGAUGAAAAAUGAGCCAGCACAAAACCCUGUUCGACACAAAAUCAGUAAAAAACCUGCAAAAGCUGCACAGAAAUUAAAAACCAGAAAGCGUGGAUCCAGCGGCACUGUCAAAAUUAUAUUUGGAGGUAAUGUUGGCUUUGACGGCAUAGUAAGAUACAAAGUAGAAGCUGGAAUUUGCACAUAUAACGAAUCCUUUAAUAGAAUUCGAAGAUAUCUUGCAAAAGCAGAUCAUGUAGUAGUAAAUCUUGAUUCUGUAUUUCAAUAUGAUAAUGAGAGUAGCAUAUUGCCUGAUGGGAAGUUGGCAGAAGAUGAAGCAGUUAAGUCCUUCAGUUAUGCUGGCAUAGACACAGUCAUCCUGGCAAAUGAUCACAUUCUCGAUUACGGUCCAGAAGCUGCAACUUACACUGCUGCUAUAUUGCAUCAAAAGAACACUUUAUUUUCAGGAUUCACAAUAGGACUCAAAUCAAACAUUAAACAAGAGCCAGUGAUAUAUGCAACAAAUGGUGUAACAAUUGGGUUGCUAUCAUACUGUAUGAGUUUAGAAGGAUGUGCAAGAAUAAGAAAUCAAACAGAAGUUGGGCCGGCAGUCUUCAAUGUAGAUAUUGUCAAAGAAGAAGUAACUGCGCUACGAGAGAGUGGAAUUGAUGUUGUAAUAACUUAUUUACACUGGGGUGAAGAAGACAAUCUAAUGCCAGCAGAAAAAAUUAAAGAGAUCGUUCGAGAUCUGAGUGAUGUUAAAAUAGAUGCCAUUGUUGGAAGUCAUCCCAAUAUUGAGGGUCACUACUUUUUUAGAGGAACACUUAUAAUGUUGAGUCUUGGUACAUUUUUAACGCCAAUGCAUAUUCACAUAUAUAAAACUAAACCAGGAAGUAAAUAUACAAAAUUAAUGGAUAAACUUUGGGAUAAACAAAGUGAGCGAUGGGAAUUACCUUCUUUAAAUUCAAAACUGUUGCAAAUGGAAGUCAAUAGGGAUGGUCUGGUUCCUUUUAAAUCAAGAUAUCUGCCUAUAAGAAUGGCUGUUAACAAAAAUCACUGUUUACAACCUGAAAGAGUACCAACAGAAUGGUGGAUCCCAAUAUGUACAAAACGAGAUAAACAAUGCUUAGGUUCAAGUCGAUGUAAUGAACUCGAAUGUGGCGGAAUUGUUGGUAGUUAAAAAACGCACAUACUAAAAAGAGAAAGCUAGAACAACAUAAGAACAACUUCAGAGCAUAAUAAACUUUUAAGGCAAAUUUAAUAGAAUCGAGAUUUUUGUUCAGUUGGUGAGGUCACAGCAAAAAAACUACACUUAAUGAGCUUUAUUGUGUUACACAAUUACACUGGAUAACACACAUUUUUCUUUUAUUGGUUUAUUAAAAUUUUAUUUAACACUAUUUGUAUAUAUAACACUUAUCUAUAUAAAUAAAAUAAAGCAAGCAUUA